AUGGCUCCCUGCAAACCUUGUACCUUCACAGCCGGUCAAGAUCCGCUGACCAAGUUUGAUGGAGCCAUUUCGGUCCGUAACUUGCCUCGGCCCCCGGACCGCUUAUUCGAAUUUCAGGGUAUCAUGAGGCCAAGUCGCGGCAUCUAUGCCAAGUUGAUCGCCACCGGCCAAAAGCCCCCCACACAUUUCCAUCCCUCCCAGUGGGAAUUCUUCCGUGUUCUUCGCGGGAAUCUUACUAUCGAGUUCAAUGGGCGUGCCAUUCACAGGACCCCCAGUGAUGGCGAACUGGCAGUGCCUCCCUAUACCCAUCAUGUCAUUUAUGGAACCCCGGGAACGGAGAUGAAUGAGGUAGAGUUUGUCGUGAGUGCUAGUGAUCUUGAUGUGGAGGAGGAAAGUGCCCCUUUGAUGGAUCAGCCGUUUUUUGAGAAUUGGAGGAUGUUUUUCAACGGGGGAGAGAAAUUGGAUUUCGUGCAGGUUCUCUCGAUGUUUGAUGCCGGAGGCACGUAUCUGUCUCCGCCGUGGUGGGUGCCCUUCCGCUCGUGGAUCGGGCUGUUUCUCGGGAUCGUGGUGGGCCGGUGGAUCGGAGGGCUGCUGGGCUAUGCUCCCUUUUAUCCCGAGUGGACAACCGACUGGGAGGGAGCCUGUGAGAUAAUGCAACAGAGCUGGUUUCAUCGUCGAUUUGCGGAUCCACAGGCACAAAAACUGGCACGAGAAAGGUUUCGUGAGCAGUUAGAGCAGGAGGCAUCAGCUGAGGGGGAGAAAUCGGAGUAA
Molecule: messenger RNA, 771 nt
Organism: Penicillium concentricum
Lineage: Eukaryota; Fungi; Ascomycota; Eurotiomycetes; Eurotiales; Aspergillaceae
Product: cupin domain-containing protein
Exons: 3
Coding region: 1-771 (256 amino acids)
Source: RefSeq, a predicted model, not a curated record